GGCUCCUGGGGCCGGCCCUCCGUCCUGAGACAUGGCCCGGGGUCCGGGCCCGCUAGGCCGGCCUCGCCCCGACGCGGUCGCCAUGCCCAAGAGAGGGAAGCGACUCAAGUUUCGGGCCCACGACGCCUGCUCGGGCCGAGUGACCGUGGCGGAUUAUGCCAACUCGGAUCCGGCCGUCGUGAAGUCUGGACGGGUCAAGAAAGCCGUCGCCAAUGCCGUUCAGCAGGAAGUAAAAUCUCUGUGUGGCUUGGAAGCCUCCCAGGUUCCUGCGGAGGAAGCUCUCUCUGGGACUGGCGAGCCCUGUGACAUCAUCAACAGCAGCGAUGAGAUGGAUGCCCAGGAGGAGAGCAUAUAUGAGAGAACAGUCUCCAGAAAAAAGAAGAGCAAGAGGCACAAAGAAGACCUGGACGGGGCUGGAGGAGAAGAGUAUCCCAUGGAUAUCUGGCUCUUGCUGGCUUCCUACAUCCGUCCUGAGGACAUUGUGAAUUUUUCCCUGAUUUGUAAGAAUGCCUGGACUGUCACUUGCACUGCUGCCUUUUGGACCAGGUUGUACCGAAGGCACUACACGCUGGAUGCCUCUCUGCCUUUGCGCCUGCGACCUGAAUCAAUGGAGAAGCUGCGCUGUCUCCGGGCAUGUGUGAUCCGGUCUCUGUACCACAUGUAUGAGCCAUUUGCUUCUCGAAUCUCCAAGAACCCCGCCAUUCCAGAAAGCACGCCCAACACACUCAAGAAUUCCAAAUGCUUGCUUUUCUGGUGCAGAAAGGUUGUUGGGAAUAGACAGGAACCAAUGUGGGAAUUCAACUUCAAGUUCAAAAAACAGCCCCCUAGGUUAAAGAGCAAGUGUAUGGGAGGGUUGCAGCCACCUGUUCAAUACGAAGAUGUUCAUACCAACCCAGACCAGGACUGCUGCCUCCUGCAGGUCACCACCCUCAAUUUCAUCUUUAUUCCGAUUGUCAUGGGAAUGAUAUUUACCCUGUUUACGAUCAAUGUGAGCACAGACAUGCGACACCAUCGAGUGAGGCUGGUGUUCCAGGAUUCUCCUAUCUACAGCGGCCGGAAGCUGCGAAGUGAACAGGGCGUGCAAGUCAUCCUUGACCCAGUGCACAGCGUCCGCCUCUUCGACUGGUGGCACCCUCAGUAUCCGUUCUCCCUGAGAGCGUAGUUCCUGCCUCCCUUCCCUGGGGGCUGCCCUGGGUUCGGCAGUCCAUUAGUAACCAGACCCCAGUUUGGCAGCUGAUUGUGAAUCUGGUUAGUAAUGCACUCGCUCUUCGGGCUCCAGGGCCUUCUGGGUGGGGAGGGAAGAGGGGCUAACUCAAGAGGAAAACCACCUAUGAUUCUGAUUCGUAAACCUAUUUUCCUGUGAAAUUUGCAUUUGAAAGGAGAAACCUGAUCCUAUUUUCUGCUUUAAAAUCCCAUUUGGUGCUAUUGAGUUUGUUGUUUGUUCUUUGAUCCCCGUAAAAAUGGAUGGUCUUGCUCUAGGGGAAAAUGAAGCUUCCGACUCUCCAAAAAAGGCUGCCUCAGCACCCAUCCCCUGACAGGUCGGAAGGCCCUAGAGCCCUGAAAUUGUCGCUACUGUCGCUUCUCAGUUAGCUGCCUUCAAAUCUGAGUGAUUCUCCCAUACCCUUCUUCAGAAAUAAAGUUGAUAUAGGGUUUUCAGAAUCUUAAGAAAA
Echinops telfairi (small Madagascar hedgehog) is the source of this 1670-nucleotide messenger RNA. RefSeq names its product transmembrane protein 183A (gene TMEM183A). Gene Ontology annotation, molecular function: protein binding. NCBI's taxonomy places the organism in Eukaryota, Metazoa, Chordata, Mammalia, Afrosoricida, Tenrecidae. The transcript is spliced from 8 exons. Gene Ontology annotation, biological process: regulation of protein stability. The coding region runs from base 32 to 1162 and encodes 376 amino acids. The record is from RefSeq and is a predicted model, not a curated record. Gene Ontology annotation, cellular component: SCF ubiquitin ligase complex.